AUGGCCGAUCGAGCAACUGGACCUCCGGGUGGGGAGUCCAGCCGACAAGGAGCAAUGGGCCUUUCGGAAGGGCCAGAUGACGAGAUGUCGAGCAUUUUAUUUGACUUAAACGAGCUGCUAUACGCAAGGCUAGAUAGUGAGAUCACGGCCCGAGCGAUGGGCUAUAGCCGAAUUUUCGAAAAACUAGGACCGAGUAGCAAUAAAAACGGUCUUGAGAUCAUUAUCGGACUAGACAAUAAUCGAGGCUACGGGAGCUACACGCUAAAAGAGGACCCGCUAAAACCUGAAAGAUUCGGAAACGGACUUCUAAAGGACUUCGGAUCCGGAAAUGAGCUUCUUAAGGACCUUGGAAGAGGACGGACUACCGGCAAUUAUAUCGGUAACCUCGUACCGAUCCGACUACUAGCUAAGCACGGCACGCUUGCGUACGGCACUUUAAGCGCCUUUGACGAUGAUAAAGACGAUUUCCUUAAGCUAAGAGCAACGGACCUUCACUUAAGGGCAAAGGAGUUGGCUUUGUUUGCAAGAAGCUUUCUUAAGGAAUUGAAGUAUUCGAGACUCGACGAUGACUUUAAGACUUAA
Messenger RNA from Drepanopeziza brunnea f. sp. 'multigermtubi' MB_m1, 582 nucleotides. NCBI's taxonomy places the organism in Eukaryota, Fungi, Ascomycota, Leotiomycetes, Helotiales, Drepanopezizaceae. The record is from RefSeq and is a predicted model, not a curated record.